UCUUGUUCUGGCUAGCGGAACACAGGUCUGCGCUGAUGGCAGGCAGCUACCUGUCAACAACCUAGGAAUACGAGAAACUGAAGCCCGGGUUGCCUUUUGUCGUCUGCCUCUGUCAGGUCCUGCAGUGCAGACAAAUAAGGCUGCAGUGUUAUGGAAGAACCAUGAAGGCCCAAUUACAAGUCACUGUGCUUUCAGCCAAGCUGAAGGAAAACAAAAAGAACUGGUUUGGUCCCAGCCCGUACGUUGAGGUGGCUGUGGAUGGCCAGUCAAAGAGGACUGAGAAGUGCAACAAUACACACAGUCCCAAAUGGAAGCAGGCUCUCACAGUAAUUGUGACUCCGGUCAGCAAGCUGAUAUUCCGUGUUUGGAGUCACCAGACGCUGAAAGCAGACAUCCUGUUGGGAAUGGCAACACUAGAGAUCAGUGAGACUCUGAAGGCUAAUAACUUGAAAUUAUCUGAGGUGGUGAAAACACUGCAGCUUAGCUCUGACAGAGACCCCCGAGAUGUGGUAGGUGACCUGUCGGUCUGUCUGGAUGGCAUGCAGGUAGACGAAGAAACGUUUGCAACAGCAGAGAGAGAACAUGCCUCUGUUCCAAAUGGAAAUGCAAGACAAAAUGGAGACACUGGCAACAGGUCAAGCAGAGACACUUCCCCCUCCAGUGAUUCAGAGGAGUGGGUUAUUGUACCUAAUGGUCAUCCCGUCAAUGGUAAGAGUUCGCCAUCCCGAUCUCCAGGGGGCUCCGUCGCCUCGCGUCCUCCCAGACCAGCCCGACCUCCUCCUGCUACUCCUCGAAGACCUGCAGCUUCUCCGACCUCUUCGAGCAGUUCAUCCCCCAGUGAGCUAAGCGAAGGUCCAGCUUCCGAUGGCUCCUCUCAAGCGUCAGCUAGUGGGUGUUCAAAUCAGCAAGAUGACUCAGGUGCUGGAGGAGCAGCAGCUACAGGGCCCCCCUCACAAACAGCAGGUGGCCCCAAGCCAGGGACUUCCACCUUGGCACCUCCGGCCACAACAGCUCCCAGAAUCACACCAAUGAGCAAUGGACCUCUACCACCAGGGUGGGAGCAAAGGGUGGACCAGAAUGGAAGAGUUUAUUUUGUUGAUCACAUUGAGAAAAGGACAACCUGGGACCGGCCUGAUCCCUUACCUACAGGGUGGGAGCGCAGGGUGGACCCCAUGGGUAGAGUAUACUUCGUCGACCACAUAACCCGGACUACAACAUGGCAACGCCCCACUCAGGAGUCUGUGCGUAACUAUGAGGAGUGGCAGCACCAGCGUAGCCAGCUGCAGGGAGCCAUGCAGCAGUUUAACCAGAGGUUUAUUUAUGGGCUACAGGACCAGCUGGCAGCCACGGCCAAUAAAGAGUUUGAUCCUCUGGGACCUUUGCCUCACGGCUGGGAGAAGAGAACAGACACCAAUGGCAGAGUGUAUUUUGUUCAUCAUCCGACUCGGGCGACACAGUGGGAGGACCCGAGGACGCAAGGGCUGUUGAAUGAUAAGCCCCUGCCAGAGGGCUGGGAGAUGAGGUUUACUGUGGAUGGUAUUCCCUACUUUGUGGACCACAACAGGCGAACCACAACCUACAUAGACCCUCGCACAGGGAAAUCAUCACUAGAGAACGGGCCUCAGAUAACGUAUGUCAGGGACUUCAAAGCCAAAGUGCAAUACUUCAGGUUCUGGUGUCAGCAAUUGUCGAUGCCGCAGCACAUUAAGAUCACCGUGUCCAGGAAAACCUUGUUUGAGGACUCGUUCCAACAGAUCAUGAGCUUCCACCCUCAAGAUCUGCGGCGGAGACUGUGGAUAAUAUUCCCCGGAGAGGAAGGCUUGGACUACGGGGGUGUGGCCAGGGAAUGGUUUUUCUUGCUCUCCCAUGAGGUCCUGAACCCAAUGUACUGCCUGUUUGAGUACGCUGGCAAAGACAACUAUUGUCUGCAGAUCAAUCCCGCCUCCUACAUCAACCCUGACCAUCUCAAGUACUUCAAGUUCAUAGGACGCUUCAUUGCCAUGGCCUUGUUCCAUGGCAAAUUCAUCGACACAGGUUUCUCCCUCCCCUUCUACAAGCGAAUCCUGAACAAACCUCUGGCCCUCAAAGACCUGGAGUCCAUAGAUCCAGAGUUUUACAACUCACUCAUCUGGAUCAAGGAUAACAACAUAGAAGAGUGCGGCCUAGAAAUGUUCUUCUCAGUCGACAAAGAGAUUCUCGGUGAGGUCACCACCCACGAGCUGAAACCAGACGGAGGGAACGUCCAAGUGACGGAGGAAAAUAAAGAGGAAUAUAUCAGGCUGGUGGCAGAGUGGAGACUCUCCAGAGGCGUGGAGGAGCAGACUCAAGCAUUCUUCGAGGGUUUCAAUGAAGUUUUGCCCCAGCAGUACCUACAAUACUUUGAUGCUAAGGAAUUAGAGGUGAUGCUGUGUGGGAUGCAGGAGAUAGACCUGGUGGACUGGCAGAGAAACACUAUCUACAGGCAUUAUGCACGGAGUAGCAAACAGAUCCUCUGGUUCUGGCAGUUUGUAAAGGAGAUGGACAAUGAGAAGAGAAUGAGACUGCUGCAGUUUGUCACAGGAACAUGCCGUCUUCCUGUGGGUGGCUUCGCCGACCUGAUGGGAAGCAAUGGCCCGCAAAAGUUCUGCAUUGAGAAAGUUGGCAAAGAGAACUGGCUUCCACGAAGCCACACAUGCUUUAAUCGUCUGGACCUCCCUCCUUACAAGAGCUACGAGCAGCUGAAAGAGAAGCUCAUGUUCGCCAUAGAGGAGACUGAAGGUUUCGGACAGGAGUAACGCAGCAGGAUUGCAUGGAGGAGCAAAAUCCAUUUGCGACAAAAGCACCUUUCACCAGAGUCUCCCUGCGGCCAGGAGCUGCUUAUAAACUGGUAGAUGGAUGCACGCUAUCGUACACAGUAUCAUCUGAUCCUAAGCUGUGUCAUUUAACCUCCAUUUAUCCCCACAAAGACCUGUGAAUCCUCCUCAGCCUGUUGCACUCAUCACCUGUUUGAUCAGUCCCACCCUCGUCACUCAGCCCUGCUCAGCCCACUAUCAGGCUUUGGAGGCCAAAGGGGACGCCUUUCUCACCCUGUCGUGUCUGCACUCGCUGUAAGGUUGCGUAAGUGCAGUUUCUACACGUAAAUCAGUGAAUCUGUGCUGUUGUUACUUCUUAAGAGCCGCCAUGUUGGAUCUUUGCACUAGAAUUAAUAACUUCAGAAGAAAAAAAAAACGUUUGUGCAAAUAAGCUUCAUAUGUAAAGCUAGGCGUGGGCACAAAUAGGUUGUUGGGGUCAGACUCAACUUUAUUUUUCCAUUGUUAAAAGUGGAUGAACUGAUAGAUGUUUUUUUUUUUGUUUUUUUUUAACAGCUGACUGACCGGAGUGACUCUUGUAGCACCUAUAUAGUUUCUUUAACAACUUUGAUAAGUAUAUUAAUGAUGAUUAAAAUGCUUCUGUUAUUUUGUCAGGUUGAUUUCUUAGUUUUUUAAUGAGUUGAAACGUUGAACUUUGCACAUAAUUGAGCGAGCAGUUGGGCGGAUGUGAUUGUUCCCUAAGAGAGGUUGUAUUUUUUAUGUGCAAUAGUUUUGUAGAAAACACUUUUGCUGACGAUAGAGCCAAACAGUGAUUUCUUUAAUCAUUUUGUAAUGUCAUUUGGUAACUUUCAGCAUAAACUCCUGAUUUAAACUCUCAAUAUGAAGUAGGGAACAUUUGCGUAAUUGCAGGUGUUUACAGAAGAACUGGUUUGGAUUUGAUUUGACAAACUUUGCCUUCCCGUAAUGAUCCAUGCUGUUAAUCUUUUCAGCCGUGGAUAGAUGUAUGAUUUGUUACUAAUGAAGUGGGAACAUUAGGAGAGAACAAUGAUGUGAUAAAAUAUUCCCCUUUCCCACUGAGCGGUAGCCAUUUCUUUGCUUGAUAUCCAGAAGGUUGUUUUUAUCACAGAUAUAAAAUCCUAACUGUUAAGGAUGUGCUAAGUUACUAAUGAAGUUUAUGUAAAUAUACUUACAGAGUAGAAAUGUGUUUGAUAUCUUAAUGCAUUAGUUCAUCAAAACAGUGGACCCCUUUGAUUCGGGGGUCAUAUGAUAACUAGGAUUUAAAUUAAUGUUGUAGUAAACUGCCCUAGUUUUAUAGGGUGAGAGGCAUUCAGAUAUGUACAGCACAUGUGCAUUUCCUUUUCUUUUUUUCAAAAUAGCUCCACUAACAACAGCUCUAAGUUUUAUUUUAGUAUCAGGUAGAGUAUAACUUCAAGAAAAAACACUAGGGAACCUAUGUACCAAAGGAUAAUUAUUUUUUGUAAACCGUUUGGAGAGUCGUCAAGUGUAAUCAAUUCUUAAAACCCUUUAAAUUUCAGUUAUCUUACAACUACUAAGUUGUGACUUGUCUUUUUAUAGUAUAAGUGGCUAUGAAGUUAAAAAACGUUUUAAAAAAAGGUCAAUAAAAAUAGAGCGAACAUUCACUGUCUUAAUUGAGAUACUUUCAUGACUAAUUACUGUCCAAGUUUUUAAGCCGUUUAGUCCGUGUUUAGGCAGCGUGGUGUGAAUGACGUGAUAUAAUUUGAACGUGUAUCUCUGGUUAUUGAAAAUUGCAAUGACAAAAUCAGUUUGAGUGAGUUCCUUUUAUUGAAUAGCAGUACCAGUCUCACGUUAAGAAAAAAAACAGGCUGUCUCAAUGCCUCAGGCUUCCCCUCACUGACCCCCAAACAGUGUGUUAACUCUCAGUUCAUGCCGGUGACCGCUCAAUUUCUGCUUAGCUGUGUAAGAUGUUUCCUAACCCCUCACAUCUUCCCCUUACUGGCAGCAAGUCAGUACACACAGACUAGUGAAGAGAUUACUUUAAGAUUAAAAAAAGAGAACCUUGUUUAAAAAAGGUUUUUGUGAUUACAGUGGGACUUUUUAUAUUUAAACUGACAACAGCUUAUCAUAAAGCACCUUUACACUCCAAACAGGUUGAACUAACCACUUCACUGUUCAGUCACUGCUGUGCUCCGGACCAUGGAGCAGUUCAAUGUGUAAAAAUAUGCAAAAUAGUGUUUUGUUGUAUUGAUUGAAUUGUAAAUCAUGUUGAUAGUGUAAUCACUGUUUUUUGAGGCUCUAACUUUUUUCAUAAGUCAAAGUCAGUGGUUGAAAACUAUUUAUUUGGAUGAUGGGUUUCAUGUAACAAUGGACUGGAUUGAUUGAAGAAAAAAAACAACAAUAAAAUGAUUAAAACACUGGGCUCCUGCAGAAAA
Messenger RNA from Notolabrus celidotus (New Zealand spotty), 5200 nucleotides. RefSeq names its product itchy E3 ubiquitin protein ligase a (gene itcha). Gene Ontology annotation, molecular function: protein binding; ubiquitin protein ligase activity. Gene Ontology annotation, biological process: protein K29-linked ubiquitination; protein K48-linked ubiquitination; ubiquitin-dependent protein catabolic process. NCBI's taxonomy places the organism in Eukaryota, Metazoa, Chordata, Actinopteri, Labriformes, Labridae. Bases 162 to 2774 code for a protein of 870 amino acids. The record is from RefSeq and is a predicted model, not a curated record. The transcript is spliced from 24 exons.